GGAUGAAGAAGAAGAGAAUGAGGAUGAAGAAGAGGAUGAGGAUGAAGAAGAAGAAGAAGAGGAAGAGGAUGAGGAUGAAGAAGAAGAAGAAGAAGAAGAGGAUGAGGAUGAAGAAGAAGAAGAAGAAGAGGAUGAGGAUGAAGAAGAAGAAGAAGAAAAGAAAGAAGAAUGAAAAGAAGAAGAAGAAUGAAAAGAAGAAGAAUUCCAGUACAGCAAAAAGUGUAUCUGCAGAGAGCUCCGCUAUUUCUGACAGUUCUCUGACAGUUCCUUCACAUUUACAGCGAUUGAAACAUUGUAUCUAUUUGUUUCCGAAUAAAAACAUC
This is a messenger RNA of Staurois parvus, 323 nucleotides long. The record is from the annotation of a GenBank genome assembly. NCBI's taxonomy places the organism in Eukaryota, Metazoa, Chordata, Amphibia, Anura, Ranidae.